AUGAAGGAGGACAUGUCCGAGUACUUGGAAGAGCGUCGCCUCAAGGAUUUGGUCAAGAAGCACUCUGAAUUCAUUGGAUUCCCCAUCAAGCUUUACACUGAAAAGACCACCGAAAAGGAGGUCACCGACGAUGAUGACGACGAAGAGGAAGAGGGCGAUGACGACAAGCCCAAGGUCGAAGAGGUUGAUGAUGAGGAAGAAGCCAAGAAGGAAAAGAGACCAAAAGAUCAAGGAAGUCUCUCACGAAUGGGAGCAUCUCAACAACAUGAAGCCGAUUUGGAUGCGAAAGCCCGAUGA
Molecule: messenger RNA, 297 nt
Organism: Seminavis robusta
Lineage: Eukaryota; Bacillariophyta; Bacillariophyceae; Naviculales; Naviculaceae
Source: the annotation of a GenBank genome assembly